AGGGUAAGUGACUAUCCUUAAGGCAGUGUCUACUCCACCGAGUUAACAGAGCUUUGAUUAUUCCCAUCGGGGGACCAGAAGUCCAGAGCACUUCUCGGCAUGAAGGCCACUUGGGGUGCAUGAAUUGUAACAGCCAUCCUUGAGACUUGGCUGCAGUUUGGAGUUGAAAAUGGCACCUGAGAGACUGGGGCCAAUGUGCCUGCCUAGAAAGCCAGACUGGCACCAUGCAGGCCAACCCAUGCUCAGGAGUUCGUGUGGGUUCUUGUGAGUCAGGACUUGGAAGUGGUGGAGUUUCCAGAUUAAUCUGUUUGAAGUACAAGGGUGUGAGAGAUAUGGUGAUAAAAUAAUGUUCUAUACAGAUGUGAAGAUUAAGCCUCAGCAUUCCCAUGCUAGAAAUGUAGGUUGUAGUCAGACCCUUUCUCUCUUAGUUGUCCCUUUUCGUACUGUUUACAAUGCUGCUGAUCUCAUGACUUGUUGCUUAGCAACGUUUAUGAACAAGUGCAAGGCCUUCCCUUUCCCUUCCUCUUUGCAGGAGUUAGGCUGGGUCACAGCAAGUUAAGGUGCCGACAACAACAGUGGGGGAAAGCAAUUUCCGAAUUUUAUGUAAAACUACUGUUUUGGCUUUGAAUUAGCUGCUCUCAUGGCCAAGUAUCUGUUCUUGGCUCCUGGGUCGCCUUUGCCCUUCAGCCCACUUUCUCCUGAAGCUUUUGAAGAGAUCAAACAUCAUUCUGGCAAAGCUUGGAAAGAGCACUCUGUCAGCAAUAAGGACUGUUCCACGACCUAUUCUGGUGCUUAUGGAAAUAAGGAACUGGAUGCUGUCACACGUUGCCGUGUUGCACCCUCCUCUCCGACCAGGAUGCACAGGCCUCAUCCACCAGAAGUGUUUUUGGUAAACCGGCUUCACCAUCUGCCUGGACAUUAUGGCAAUGCUAAACAAAGAAAGGCAACUGACGGCUUUCGUCCUCAUCCUGCAUUUCCAAGUGACUUAAAGGCUCCAGGUGAUUUAGGGAAACUUCAAAUUCAUCAAUCCAAAAUUAACCAUAAUGCAGUCAGUGUUCCAUCACCAGUAACAUCUUUUCGUGCAAUCCAGCAGUGCAUAAAACAAGACUAUCUCAGUGCUUUAAUUAUAGGGAGUCAAACUGGACAGAGAACAGAAACUCCGUCAAUUUCUAGUCAGGAUUUUGUGGUUGUCCCCACAGGGACAACAAGCUAUGAUUCUUCUCAAAUAUGGGACAGUGAAACAAUAUCAUCUUCUCAACCGUAAUGGAAGCCACAGCGUUGCCAGAAAUGGAUGAAACCCUCGUAGUUAUUCAGAACCAGUUACCAACUCUUGAAAAAUCAGGAUUCAGUGUGGUUGCAGGGUGGAUGGGUGCCCAAAGCCUAUAAAAUAUUUUGAUAUUUAUGCAAAAGUGCUGAAUUUGUGUGCAAGGAGACAUAUAUUUAGUUGGGGUGGGGGGAAUGAUCACAAGAAUACUGUGAGCAGGUUUCUAGAGAUAGCAAAGAUGUAAAAUGCAAAUACCACCACUAAAAGUCAUGGGUGGUAGGGGGAGUGAGGUCUCAGUUUAACCAUAGCUACAAAGUGUCCACAAACAAUCUUAUUAUAAACCACCUUUCCUGAGCUUAAGUGGUACACAAUAUAGAAUCAAAAUCAAAUUAAUAAAAAAAGGUCAGCCAAAAACAAUGCAGCAGCCAAACUGUAAGGUUAUAUUGUUGCAUCAAAUAGAAGGGGUGUAUUUCCCAGCCCCUCCACAAUGCUUUUGAAGAAAAGGAAGGGCACAAAUGUGGGGAGGUAGUGCUUUGGACUAUUGCCUCCCCUAUGGUAUCUCCAAAAUUGUCUAUCAGCUACCAAAAACACCAGUCUAUAUUCUGAGAUGAAAAAUCCUUUGGUUUAAGAGCAGAUUUAAGGCUCUUUCAGUCAUGCACCAAAAUUCAAAUUCAAAUCAUGCACCAAAAAGCAUGGAAAUGAUUAAUUAGCACACCUGCUUUAAUCUCUAUGUUAGGGAAGUGUUCAAAAUGUGAUUUGGCUUCCAAAUCAUGGCACAACCCCUUUUAAAAUCAAGGGCUUACUCAGCUCCUUUAACGUGGAGGAGAGCUGGUCCAUCCCUGCUCCUCCUCUGAUUGCUGCCAUUACAGUAAUCCAGGUGCUUCCCCCAGCUGUACCCAUGCACUGGUGGCAUUCUCCCCCAGCAGCCAUGCACGGUGGCCGUGUGUGUGCCAGCGUUGUGCAGGGGCUUCUGGGAGACACCCCGCUGGCAUAGCUGGUGGGGAGUGCCAGAAUUACUGCAAUGGUGACUACACACAAUGCGAGUGAACUCUCAAAAUGCUUUCUAUGGUCAAAGAAUCAGAUAGAAAACAUAUAUGCAUUUUACAGAAUGAGAUGGUUGCGAAUUUUCUCUUAUUCACCCACCCACCCCCUUUCUUUUUCUCACAGCAGCACAUCUUUUCGUUCUUCUUCCCCACCUUUUGUUCACUCACAUAAGCACCUGUCCUUUCCCUCUUCCUAAACCUACUCACAAUCAAAUACACCUUUGUCCCAUCAUAUUGCUGUUGUUUUCUGUAAGAGCGCUUGAGCUGAUGGCCAUUUUACUGCUGGGAUAAGACUAGAAUUUUGAUUUACCAGAAAAUUUCCUCCUAAUCCUCUAGUACGUCAGAAUUUUCAAGACAGAUGGUGCACUAUGCCACCAUUUGCAAUUUAAAACUAGGACUGUGAAACUCUUUAACUCUAAAAAUACAUAACAAAUGUUUAUUAAACCAUGGAAGGACAGACUUCUGUAAUAGGAUUUAUUUAAUAAUAGGAAUAGCAUAAUAGGAUUUAUUAUGAGAAAAUCAUAAUAGAAAAAAGUGAAAGGAUGUUCUGAGUUGGCAGGGUUCCAAACAGUCAAGUUCCUAACUUAAAGCAAACGUUUAGAACUACUUAGCCAUUUUUCAGAAGAUUUCUCUAAAGUUUUGGCAGAUUCUACUCAACAGACAGAUUCUCUAGGUCAAAUCACUUUCAUUUUAUAAUGAACAGAAUCUUCAGAGUGUAUAAUAAAAUUAUGAAAAAGCUACUUCCAUUUAAUACACCACUCAUCAUACAGACAUUUCUUUGUUGUUUUUGUGUACUGCCUUCUUCCAAGGAGCUUACAAUACCAAUUUAGUUUUACAGCAGCCCUGUGGCUUCUAAGCUGAGGGAUAGUGACAUCCACAAAGGUGGGGACCACCCAGUAAGUUUCAUACUUAAGGAGGGAUUUGAACCUAGAUUCCCCAGAUCCAAAUCCACCACUCCAGCCGCUACAUCACACUGGCUUUCUUGGCACAUGGAUGGCAGACUUCAGAUAAAAUGAAGAUGGUGAAACUUAGAGAAUGUGUUCGCUUAGAAACAUACAGUUUAUAAGUCAUGAGACUGAUAUAAAGAAAAAAUUCAGAAGCCCCUCUAGAAUACAUGUGAUGUACCAGCAACAUACUCUGUUAUUGUGUUUAAACUAUUAUGUUACUUUUUUGUCAUCUUGUGAGGAAUGUUUAUUGUCAAACACUAUUAAUAGAAAAUAAGUAUAUAAAUAAAAUAGUAAGUUGGUAUCCACUGUCAGUUGCUUCACCCUCUGGAAAUAUAAACAGCAGUUUAUCAGGACUUUACAGUAAGUGUCAUUACUUACCUUUUCAUUUUUGUUUUCCUAGUUCAAAACAAGUGAUUUUACUCCACACACAGGUAAUUUACUCCAGUCAAGUUUUACAUAAAUCAGUACCAGCAUCUUACAUAAAUGCCUUAAUUCCAAUAUAUUAAAUGACAAAGCAGUGGGGAAAAAAAAAGCCAGAUUAUAGCCAACUUUGUUUUUAAUUAGAGUAUAUAUAUACUUCCAAACCGGAUACACUAGAAAUUGGCAAUGCAACGUAAGAUGCAAAGAAAUAUACCAGUUACUGUCAAAAUGACCCUGUACAGCCUUAUAAUGCAAAAAAGCUUUAUACAAUACAAAUUUCCAUUAAUGUACACAAACCUUGACAGUGUGAUAUUUGAAUAUGAUACAGAAAGUUAAAAAGGAUGGGGGAAACAAGAAAAGUGCUGAGAAUGUAACCAAAUUACUGGAUGGAAAAAGAGAAACCAACCUAUCAUAGAGAAUGCAUAGUGAAAAAAGCAGAUACAAAGUGAGCAUGUUGGUAGAAAUGUUAAUCUGUUAACAAGCAAAGGAUUAUCUAUAGGGAGCAUUCCUUUCUUUAGCUUCAAACAGCAAACCAAUUAUUGUACUGUAUAUGCAAGGGCUUUGAUAAAUACUGUAUAUUUUUUCUUAAAAAAAUAAAAACACUUCCAGAUGCAUUUUUUCUCACUCAGAAAUCAUGUCCUUUCCAGAAAUAAUUCAAUGCCCAAAGUGCUAAAUAAAGCUGCCCAAUUACAUUAAGCUUUGCUAUGACAGACAAAUACAAAGGAAAAUGGUUAAACCCAAGGCAUUCCGUUGCUCACAGCAUCAUAAUAUUCUCAUUCCUUGAAGUUCCUAUGCAUAUUGCACCAUUUGGUUUACAGAAAAUAUUCCUUUAACAUUCUUAUGCAUGUGUAGCUUACCUGCUGACACACAACUUAGUUUUUUGUUUUUAGUGUUUCUGCAUGUUUGGAGAUUCAGCCAGAAACAGCUUGAAUAUAUUUUGUUAACUGCACCAGCAAUUGCUUAUAAAAAUGAAGUUCCAUGAUUCCCUAUAAAAAGGAACUCAUUUUUACCAUUCUGAAUACAUUUCCUAGUAAGGAAAUCCUUAUUCCGUAUUCUCUCUUCUUUUAACAUUCCUAGUAGAGGAUGCCCAUUCUGGUCAAUGGCCAGUCUGCAGUUAACUAAAUGGAUCAAGGUUACAUCAGAUAGGUAUCCUGAAACCUACAGAAAUAGCUGAUAGAUAAUUAAGAGGUGUGUGUGUGAGAGAGAGAGCGAGAGAGCGCGCAUGGGGCCAGGGGCCAGGUCUUCCAUGUUCUGCAGGAUACCAUCUUUUUGCAUUGAGAGUUUUCUGUGACACCUCUCGUGUGCAGUUGCAGUGGCUCUGCCAUUGAUGAUAUUCUCUUAGAAUGCGAUCCGAGGUAGCGGAGGCAUCAGUAGUCCACCCCCACCAUAGCCUCUUCUCACAUUCCUGUGCCAGGCUGCACGAUUUCUGAGAUGAUGCUAUGGCACUCCAGGUGAUGGUUAUUGCUAGGCAAUGCGAUACCAUCACAGCUUGGGAAGGGAUACCAUUAUAAUGCCACCGUUCAUGACACUGUACUGACCUUACUUUAAACAUCUGUUUGCCAGCAGAGUAGCUCAUAGAACAUGUCCCAAAGAGUAGUUUUAACUGAGUCAAGUGCAAUGAACAAGGGCCCCAAGAUGUAUGUGUGAAGAACAACUAAAUGACUUAUUUUACUGCACUAGCUUAGCUAAGUGAGUCCACAUAUUAGUUAAACUAUAGUGUGGACUCUAAUUACCAUGACUGUAAUUAUGAUUUUAACUUGUUAAUAUUUAGGUAUUCUUUCUUCUUGUCUUCCAUUGUAAACAGUUUCUUUCACUCUGAUCCAUACACAGAUCUGGAUUUCUUCCUAUAUUUAAUGGAGGAAGCUGGAUGUGAUAAUGCGAUAAACUUCAGUGCAUGGGCAAGAAAAAAAAUCAAAUGUUGGGGAAAGCGCACAAUUUACUUAGAUAUUCUGUUAGGAAUGCAAAAUCUGCUGCUUACUGCAAUAAAGUGCAAUAUUUAUGUCAUUUUAAUGACCACAAAGUAAGAGCUUUAAGAAAAUAUAAAGAUAGCUUCCUAGAAGAGUAUACUUGAGUAGGCAUUAACAAAAUGAUAUUAAGGAUUACAAAUAACAUGAAAAAUAAUGUUUAUAGGGACACAAACUUUGCAAAUAUAGCUGAAAAGUUGGGCAUAUAAAAGAGAACCAUAUGAUUAAACAGCACCUUUUAAUCUUUACAUGUAAAAGAACGCCCCAUUAACUUUUCAAAUAUACAAUCUGAUAUUUCUUCAGUCCACAGAAGAAACAUUUUCAUCUUCUACACUUUCUCUUUCUUUCUUUCCUUUUUUUUUUGCAAGUGAGAAAUAUACUAGUGCAAGACUCAAGCACUGUGCAAAACCUGCCUUUAUUUAGUCUGAGCAUUUAAACCCAGAAUUUACCACCACCUUUUUAAAUUCCCCUUUUCUGGAUUGAAUCACUGUAGAAUUUUACUCACACACUCUUGUCUUUGCAAACCAAAGGUAAACACUGCAUGAAUAGAGUCUGAGAAUGUGUAUGACUGAAAUAUGCUAUGCUGAUCUAGGACUGAUUUUAGAGCCACUUUGUACAAUAUUAUUUUGUAGUUGACCCUGCGUCAGUUGUGAAUGAUGCAAAUAUGUUUAUAUCACCUCUUUUCUUGACAAAAUAGGCAGAAGCACAAAGGGGGAAACGAUCAGGCAACUGCCUCAAAGUAUUUCACCAAGAAAAGUAGUGAUUUAAAUGGUAUGUCUGUCAUUUAAAACUGACGCUUGGUGUGCGUACUCUGUACUCUCAUAUCUGUAGUUAAGUACAACAGAUAUUGUAAGAACUGGCCCUGUGUUUCAUGGGCAUAGCAGAAUAAUCUGAUCUUGCACAUGUAUUAAAUGCGCUUUGAUUUAA
This is a messenger RNA of Hemicordylus capensis (graceful crag lizard), 6565 nucleotides long. RefSeq names its product chromosome 5 C4orf51 homolog (gene C5H4orf51). The record is from RefSeq and is a predicted model, not a curated record. The transcript has 6 exons. Bases 641 to 1264 code for a protein of 207 amino acids. Lineage: Eukaryota; Metazoa; Chordata; Lepidosauria; Squamata; Cordylidae.